AUGACUCUCGCCCAACGCAUUACCGUACUUCUUGUGAUGUUUCGCUUGUCCCGUAAGCGCAUUGAGCGGUGUUAUGAUACCAAUACGUGUCGACAGUGGUCGCAAAUGCCAAAUCGUCAGCGUUAUCGCAACACCUUCAAGAUUCACUUAUCUACUGAUCAGUUAGUGCGAGUGAUGGCCAUCGAAAGCUCUUUGCUCUGCCGGAUGGAGCUCUCCGUCUGA
This is a messenger RNA of Plasmopara halstedii, 222 nucleotides long. RefSeq lists its product as uncharacterized. Bases 1 to 222 code for a protein of 73 amino acids. Lineage: Eukaryota; Oomycota; Peronosporomycetes; Peronosporales; Peronosporaceae. The record is from RefSeq and is a predicted model, not a curated record. The transcript has 2 exons.